UCCGCCGCCGCCACCGCGCGCGUCCUCCACCCCCGCCCGCCCGCCGCCGCGCUUCCUCCUCCUCCGCCCACCGGCGUCGCGCGCGUCCUCCUCCGCCCGGCCGUUGGCGCCAUGUAUGGGAACUCCGGGCAAGCGCCCCUCUAACGCGGCGGGGGCCUCGCCCAUCCCCCGCCGCCUCCAGGCCGCGGUCUCCACGGUCUCCACCGCCCAGAUCCUCCGCGCCUCCGGCUACUCCGCCGCGGAGGCCGCCGCGCUCCGCGCCCUCUCCGACAUCGCCGGACGCUACAUCGAGUCCCUAGGCCGCGCCGCCGCGGCCUUCGCCGAGGUCCACGGCCGCACGGAGCCAAACGUCGCGGACAUCGUCCUCGCGCUCGAGGACCACGCGCUCGGCGGCUUCCCCGGCGCGUCCGACCCCACGCGGCCCGUGCUCUGCUCCGGCACGCUCGCGGAGCUCGCCGGGUUCGUCGGCGCUGUGAAGGAGGUGCCGUUUGCGAAGCCCCUGCCGAGGAGGGAUCCUGGCUCCGGCGCCGGCAAGGGGUGGGAGAGCUUCGCGGCUGCGGAGAGGGAGCCGCCGCUGAGGCAUGUUCCGCAGUGGCUGCCCCGCUUCCCCGAGGGGUGGGAGGAGCGGCUGCACGGCCGCAGCGGCGAGGCAGAGGUGAAGGACGAGGAGGACACGGGGGAGGUGUUGACUGUGAUGGCCAACGGCAAUGCCGUGGAGAACGGCAGGAGAGCCGUGCCAGAGAACAGGGAGAAGGUCUCGUUCUGCUUGAGGGAGAAGCGGCCGCGGCAUGCACUGCCACCGGAGAAGUGCGGUGGCGCCUUGGAACGAUUCGUGAAAAAACAAGAAAAAUUCCUGUAGAAGAGAUCAAGAGAUGUGUGCCUGGUUGCGCAUCGAA
Molecule: messenger RNA, 896 nt
Organism: Panicum virgatum (switchgrass)
Lineage: Eukaryota; Viridiplantae; Streptophyta; Magnoliopsida; Poales; Poaceae
Product: transcription initiation factor TFIID subunit 8-like
Exons: 1
Coding region: 116-859 (247 amino acids)
Cellular component (GO): transcription factor TFIID complex
Molecular function (GO): protein heterodimerization activity
Source: RefSeq, a predicted model, not a curated record